Messenger RNA from Marmota flaviventris (yellow-bellied marmot), 2874 nucleotides. RefSeq names its product PR/SET domain 4 (gene Prdm4). Gene Ontology annotation, biological process: regulation of gene expression; transcription by RNA polymerase II. The record is from RefSeq and is a predicted model, not a curated record. Gene Ontology annotation, molecular function: histone methyltransferase binding; DNA-binding transcription factor activity, RNA polymerase II-specific. Gene Ontology annotation, cellular component: nucleus. Lineage: Eukaryota; Metazoa; Chordata; Mammalia; Rodentia; Sciuridae.
GCGGAGGGUGCGGCGCUGAGGCGGCGGCGGGGCCGGGCGGGGCCGGGCGGGGCCGGGCGGGAAACGUUAGGGGAGCGGCCCCGGAGUGCGGGGGUCGAGGGCGGGGAGGGCCCCAGGCCAGCUCUGCCCGGAUGAGGAACAAAGCGGAGGGGCAGGUGCGCGCCCCCCGCGCGGCCGGCAGGUUGGGCAGCUCCUCCCCGAAGCUUCUGGAGGAAAGGCCCUGGGUGUCCCCCGGCAUGCCCCAUCCCGCGGCGGGGUGCGCGGCCACCGGCCCUCGGGAGAAGUUGGGCGGCCCCGGGCGGCCCCGAGGACGAGUGGCCGCGGUCGUGCAGCGGUUGUGAGCAAGAUGCGGUAGCACGUGACGCUGGAACGCAAACCCUGAUGCCGGUUCCCCGGAGCGCUUUUCUCUGCGACGCUUGGCCCGAAGCUGAUGCAUCACAGGAUGAAUGAAAUGAACCUGAGCCCAGUGGGGAUGGAGCAGCUGACUUCAUCCUCUGUGAGCAAUGCCUUGCCAGUCUCAGGAAGUCACCUGGGUUUGGCUGCCUCACCUACUCACAGUGCCAUCCCUGCCCCAGGUCUGCCAGUGGCAAUUCCAAACUUGGGUCCCUCCCUGAGCUCUCUGCCUUCUGCUUUGUCUUUGAUGCUCCCAAUGGGUAUUGGGGAUCGAGGGGUGAUGUGUGGGUUACCUGAAAGAAACUAUACCCUACCUCCACCACCUUACCCCCACCUGGAGAGCAGUUACUUCAGAACCAUUUUACCUGGCAUUUUAUCUUAUUUAGCUGACAGACCACCUCCUCAGUACAUCCAUCCCAACUCUAUAAACGUUGAUGGUAAUACACCAUUAUCCAUCGCCAAUAACCCAUCAGCACUUGAUCCCUAUCAGUCCAAUGGAAAUGUUGGAUUAGAACCAGGCAUUGUUUCAAUAGACUCUCGUUCUGUGAACACACAUGGCGCCCAAAGCCUUCAUCCUAGUGAUGGCCAUGAGGUGGCUCUGGACUCAACAAUCACCAUGGAGAACGUUUCUAGAGUUACCAGCCCAAUCUCUACUGACGGAAUGGCAGAGGAGCUUACAAUGGAUGGUGUUGCAGGCGAGCAUUCCCAAAUCCCAAAUGGCUCCAGAAGUCAUGAACCUCUCUCUGUGGAUUCUGUGAGCAACAACCUUGCAGCAGACACAGUAGGACAUGGUGGUGUGAUACCCAUUCAUGGGAAUGGCCUGGAGCUCCCUGUGGUCAUGGAAACAGACCACAUUGCAAGUCGAGUCAACGGGAUGUCUGAUAGUGCUCUCAGUGAUUCCAUCCACACUGUGGCCAUGAGCACCAACUCUGUAAGCGUGGCACUCUCUACCUCACACAACCUCGCCUCCCUAGAAUCUGUUUCCCUCCAUGAAGUUGGCCUCAGCCUAGAACCUGUGGCUGUCUCCUCUAUCACCCAGGAGGUUGCCAUGGGUACAGGUCAUGUAGAUGUAUCUUCAGACAGUCUUUCUUUUGUACCACCGACACUGCAAAUGGAAGACUCCAAUUCAAACAAGGAAAACAUGGCAACUUUGUUUACAAUUUGGUGCACUCUUUGUGACCGAGCCUAUCCUUCAGAUUGCCCUGAUCAUGGACCAGUGACUUUUGUUCCUGAUACUCCAAUAGAGAGCAGAGCAAGACUUUCUCUCCCAAAGCAGCUUGUUCUUCGACAGUCAAUUGUGGGAGCAGAAGUUGGUGUAUGGACUGGAGAAACCAUUCCUGUGCGCACCUGCUUUGGGCCCCUUAUUGGUCAGCAGAGUCACUCCAUGGAAGUCGCAGAGUGGACAGACAAGGCUGUUAACCAUAUUUGGAAGAUAUACCACAAUGGUGUCCUAGAAUUCUGCAUCAUUACAACUGACGAAAAUGAAUGUAAUUGGAUGAUGUUUGUGCGCAAAGCCAGGAAUCGGGAAGAGCAAAAUUUGGUGGCUUAUCCCCAUGAUGGAAAAAUUUAUUUCUGCACCUCACAAGACAUCCCUCCUGAACAUGAACUGCUUUUCUAUUAUAGUCGGGAUUAUGCUCAGCAGAUUGGUGUUCCAGAACAUCCAGAUGUGCACCUCUGUAACUGUGGCAAGGAAUGCAAUUCCUACUCAGAGUUCAAAGCUCAUCUGACCAGCCACAUCCAUAACCAUCUCCCUAGCCAGGGUCACAGCAGCAAUCAUGGUCAAGGCCACAGCAAAGAAAGAAAAUGGAAGUGCUCAAUGUGCCCCCAAGCUUUUAUCUCUCCUUCCAAACUGCACGUCCACUUUAUGGGUCAUAUGGGUAUGAAGCCCCACAAGUGUGACUUCUGUAGCAAGGCUUUCAGUGAUCCAAGCAAUCUGCGGACCCACCUCAAGAUACAUACUGGUCAGAAGAACUAUAGAUGUACUUUGUGUGACAAGUCUUUCACCCAGAAAGCUCACCUGGAAUCACACAUGGUCAUCCACACGGGUGAGAAGAAUCUCAAGUGUGAUUACUGUGAUAAGCUGUUUAUGCGCAGGCAGGACCUCAAGCAGCAUGUGCUCAUCCACACACAAGAACGCCAGAUCAAGUGUCCCAAGUGUGAUAAGCUGUUUUUGAGAACAAAUCACUUGAAGAAGCAUCUCAAUUCUCAUGAAGGAAAGCGAGAUUAUGUCUGUGAAAAAUGUACAAAGGCAUAUCUAACCAAAUAUCAUCUUACCCGCCAUCUGAAGACCUGUAAAGGACCCACCUCCAGUUCCUCAGCACAAGAGGAGGAGGAGGAGGAGGACUCCGAGGAGGAAGAUCUAGCAGACUCUGUGGCAACAGAAGACUGUAGGAUUAACAGUGCUAUGUUUUCAGCAGACGAGUCUCUUACUUCUCAUAAAUAAAAAAGCAACUGCUUUGGAUGGAAAAUACAAAGGGAAAA